AAGAACUGUUUCCACCUUGCAUUCAGAUACAGCCAUCAUCUGUUCUGUGUACAGAUCCCUCCAAAAAAUAGAGUAGGAAUAAGUGAGCACAUAAAGGUCUUACUCCAUCCUACCAUCACUAUUACAACUGGGCAUCUGUGUCCCUCCCUGCUUAUUGGGUGUUGAAGCAGUAUAAGUCUGUCUUUCUGAAACUGCUUUUCCCUUUAAAAAAUCUGUUUUUCAAUUGCUUUUCUAUUUAUAUUAAUGUGAAUUAUGAUUAAGCAAUCAGGAACAUGUAAUAGUUUUAACAGAGUUUUUGUUUAAUUAUUUGCUUGGUUUUGUUUACUUUUUUUGUUUCAAGUUUUUUUUUCUGCUAUCUCAUUCUUAAGCAAGCUCCUAAGACCACCUUUAGUUUGCUUUCCUAGGACAGCACUAAAGAAUUUUCUUUUUACGGUGUAAUACUUACUGCUGUUCCAAAACUCAAAAGUAUUUUUACAAGGACUUUUAAUUCCUUCUUCUGUUGGCACCGCUUAUCAGGUCAGAUUAUUAAACAUAACUGACGUGUGAGAGACUGACGUGUGGGAGAAAGUCCCAGAGUAUCUUAUGAUCAGGUAUUUAUAGUGAGCUAUUAAUGGACAUGGGCUCUACAGAGAUUGUUUACAAUCCUGAAAAUGUCACUUUCAGCUUAAUAAUCACUUCUUCAAAGGCGGAGAUUUUCCCUCUUUCAGAAGGUGAGGAAACCUAGUAUAUUUUCUCAAUUCAUAGGAAAAUUAGUAGUAUUUUCAGGAAAAAGAAGUAGUCUAUGUACUCAUUGAGGCAUAGUAAAAUCAAUUACUAACAGUUUCUUACUGUAUAUGUUGCUAAUAUAUUUCUCUUUUUUGCUAUAUAUAUAAAAUUACAGAGCAAGGCCUUGCAAUCACACAUUAGGUGAACCAGGUAACAAAUUAAAUUAUGCAGAUUUGCUAUGAAUUAUUGCUGCCCAACUUUAAGAUGUUUCUAGAAUUAUUCAAGCUUUGCAGUUGACAUGUUGACAACUUCCUUAAAUUUCCUGUGCUCAUUCAUUUUGCCAAGUUAUUUAUUAACUUUCAGUUUUAUUUAUUAAUUCUAUUUUACCUUGCCCUGUACUUUUGUUUUGUUUUGCUUUGUCAGGCCAGCUUUCUUGAAAGACAGAAGUGGAAGUUUUGAUAAGGUAAAAUAGAUGAGAGGUUUGAGCCUAACAGAACAUCUGAGCUCUUGAAUAUGCCAAGAACAGCAUGACUGCUUAAGCAUAGAACAGUGUAGUCAUUUAUUUUAAGCUGUGUUUCAUUUCUCUUGAUACUGACACGGUGUUUGCUGUUUCUAUCACUCCAGAUCUAACCUGAAGAUUUGACAUCUGCUUCUAAUUAAAAAAACAGUGUUUCCCUACAGAAGUAAUUCAUGUGGUGCUGAUUUGCCAUGAAUAAUUCUGUGUAUAUGGUUGAUGGUGAUUCAGAUGAGGAAAUCUCUACCCAGCGAGCUAUUCAGGAAAGCUUACAAGAUAGACACAAAUUUGAAACAAGUGCAGCAGAGGUUGAAAGUUUCCAGUGUACUGCAAGUAAAGAACAUGGGCAGAUCAUUGCAGCAAUUCGGACAGGCCAAGAGGAGGCCUUGAAGAAGUUGGUGAGGCACAGUUCUGCUUUUGAAGAAGCAGAUCAGCAAGGCUGGCUUCCUGUGCAUGAAGCUGCAGCACAGCUAAAUAAGAACAUCCUUGAAAUAACUUUAAAAGCCUCCCGUGACAUUACGUGGGAACAGUCCACUCUAAAAGGGGAAACACCUCUCUUGGUGGCAGUAAGAAAUUGUUUUGUGGACAAUGUCCACUUUCUCCUGCUCAAUGGCUGCAAUCCCAAUGUUAAAAAUGAAGAGGGAGAUUCUCCUUUAGUUAUAGCAGUUAAACUUGAUUCCCAUGACAUUGCCUCCUUGUUGCUACGAUCUGGUGCCAGAGUGAAUUUGCGCUGUGUCCAUGAGAGAACUGCUCUGCAUGAGGCAGCCAGACUGGGCAGGAAGGAUCUGGUACAGCUUCUCCUGGAUUCUGGAGCAGAUCCUGACCCCCGCAGUGGAUAUGGGCUCACACCUCUAGCACUGGCUGCACAGAUGGGACAUACAGAAAUUAUGGAGCUCUUACUGCAAAAAGGUGCAGAUGUUCUUUCACAGGCAAUGGACUGUGCUUCUAUAUUGUUUGAAGCAGCAGGAGGAGGAAAUCCAGAUUCUGUGAGUCUUUUACUAGAAUAUGGGGCUGAUGCCAAUGUACCAAAGCACUCGGGUCAUUUACCAAUCCACAGAGCUGCAUAUAGAGGACACUUUCUAGCUCUCAAAUAUUUAGUUCCAGUGACUGAUUUUUCUGCCAUUAAAGAAAGUGGGAUAAGUCCAGUUCACUCAGCAGCAGCAGGAGCACAUCCUCAGUGCCUUGAGUUUCUCCUGCAGUCGGGUUUUGAUGCCAAUUUUAUGCUGGCUCAGAGGGUUCGCAAAGGCUACGACGACCACCGGAAAUCAGCCCUGUACUUCGCUGUUUCCAACGGGGAUAUCUGCUCAACGCAGCUGCUGCUCAACGCCGGAGCCCUGACAAACCAAGAUCCCAUCAACUGCCUCCAAAUAGCCUUGAGAAUGGGCAACUACGAGUUAAUGAACCUGCUGCUCCGCCACGGGGCCAAUGUCAACUACUUCUGCCGCGUGAACACCACGCACUUCCCGUCAGCUCUGCAGUACGCCCUCAAGGAUGAGGUCAUGCUGAGGAUGCUGCUGAACUACGGCUACGACGUGCACCGCUGCUUCGACUGCCCGUGGGGCAGCGGGGACCACUCCCAGUAUGUGACGGACGGCUGGACCUCCACCGUCAUCAAAGACACCAUGUUCUGUGAAGUGAUAACCUUGUCCUGGCUGAAGCACGUGUCUGGGAAAGUAGUGCGAGUCAUGUUAGAUUACGUUGAUCAUGUUAAGAUUUGCUGGAAGCUUGAAGCAGUUCUCAAAGAACAGGAACUCUGGCCAGACAUCCAUUUCAUUUUAACAAAUCCUCGCUCUCUGAAGCACCUUUGCCGUCUGAAGAUCCGGGCAUGCAUGGGCCGGCUGCGUCUCCGCUGUCCUGUCUUCAUGACCUUCCUUCCACUGCCAAACUGCUUGAAAGAUUACAUCCUGUACAAGGAAUAUGAUCUUUAUGGACAGGAAAACUUCAGAGGGAUCUACAACCUCAACUGUGCAUAAGUUUUGAGCCUCCAGAUUCACCAAAAGGGUUUGUGCGUCUAUCAAAAAAUGAGAACAUUAAAGCAGGAGUCAGAUUACAGG
Molecule: messenger RNA, 3273 nt
Organism: Vidua chalybeata
Lineage: Eukaryota; Metazoa; Chordata; Aves; Passeriformes; Viduidae
Gene: ASB14
Product: ankyrin repeat and SOCS box containing 14
Exons: 10
Coding region: 1414-3192 (592 amino acids)
Biological process (GO): intracellular signal transduction
Cellular component (GO): cytoplasm
Molecular function (GO): protein binding
Source: RefSeq, a predicted model, not a curated record